AUGGACGCCAUGGAGAGGCAGAAGGUGGCCCUCGCCUUCUCCACUACGGCAGGAUUGGCCCAACUCAGCGCCUGGUUAAAGGCACUGACCGACAACCCUAACUCCCUCCACCCAGACUCAGCAUACGGCGUCUACGAGGCCCUUUCUACCUUCGCUUCCGGAUUCGCCUCGGCCUUCAACCUUUGCCCUCCUUUUUGGAUGGAACGAUUCCUGGCCCUCUGGCUGGCCAUGGAUCCGUCCGCCUACUCUCAGGACAACCAGACUACCCAGGACGAAGCCAUCUGCUUCAAAAUGGACAGCACAGCAUCCGUUUUUCUGCCUCAACAGGGUCCAUUCACCAUCCAUCCGUCAAAGGACCGCCUACUACAGAAGACCUUCUUUCUCGUAGCGCUGGCUAUGGGUUUCAGGUCCUCCCAGCUCAAGGCACUCACGAGGUUCGACCACUGGACCUCCUUCGCCCAAGAAGAUUCUGCAGUGUCCCUGGCACCUUCUCCCACCUACCUGGCAUGGAAGCUGGAGGCCCCGUCCUUCAUCCCUGACCCUCAACCUGGCCCUCGGCCCCGAUCUUCUGCCCCGACCCUUAUUCCCGAGCCUCAACCUGGCCCUCGGCCCCGAUCCUCUGCCCCGACCCUUAUUCCCGAGCCUCAUCCCUGGCCCUCAGCCCCGGCCCUUAGCCCCAGCCCUCAGCCCCGGCCCUUAGCCCAGGCCUUCACCCCUGGCUCUCAGCCCCGGCCCUCAUUCGUGGCCCAUAGCCUGGCCCUUAGCCCGGCCCUCAUCCCGGCCCUUAGCCUGGCUUUCAUCCCUGGCCCUCAGUCCAUCGGGGAACACCCGGAUAUUCACCCUGGGGAACAAUAA
Messenger RNA from Homarus americanus (American lobster), 855 nucleotides. RefSeq lists its product as uncharacterized. The coding region runs from base 1 to 855 and encodes 284 amino acids. The record is from RefSeq and is a predicted model, not a curated record. The transcript has 3 exons. NCBI's taxonomy places the organism in Eukaryota, Metazoa, Arthropoda, Malacostraca, Decapoda, Nephropidae.